Messenger RNA from Coniophora puteana RWD-64-598 SS2, 1063 nucleotides. RefSeq lists its product as uncharacterized. NCBI's taxonomy places the organism in Eukaryota, Fungi, Basidiomycota, Agaricomycetes, Boletales, Coniophoraceae. The record is from RefSeq and is a predicted model, not a curated record. The transcript is spliced from 7 exons. The coding region runs from base 86 to 1006 and encodes 306 amino acids.
AGCACCAUCGUUAGCUCAAGGCAACAUCACUUGCGUUAGCAAUUAUACGGAUUGGUACUCGAGCAUCGUCGGCGAGUCACCAUGUAUGACAUACUACCGUCUUAGAUCGAUCUGCAACCCUAUGUAUUCGGUUCCGAGUUUCAGCCCCAAUCCACCUGGAGACCACUGUGAUGAUCAAGUAGGCGUGGGAUUUUCCGGGCAACAUGGGAUAGACGCGCCAAACGAUGGCUCGUACCAGUCGUACCUUGUUGACAUCAGCCAAAACAACAACACAUGUGCACCAAACAUGAACCAAAGUUUGCCAGUCAAUGUCCAGGAUGCAACAUGUAACCGAGGUAUGAAACUCAUGGACAUUCUGUACGAAGAGUACUGGACUGCAGGCACAUGGUACUAUGUUUGGACAGAGGAAACGGCAACGACAGAGAACAACACAGCCGGCUCGGACAGGAAUGCGAUGUUUAACUCACAGGGAUGCUCGACAGCCACCAGCAGCCCUUCGAUACCAAUAUCAACUGAAUCCAGCGCUGAAUCCUCUACUCCUUCAAGCUCUUCAACAAAAUCUGGAGCUAGCAAUGCCACUCCAGGAACAACUACUGGCACUGUAGUAGGUGGCGUCGUCGGUGGCGUAGCAGGACUGGCAAUAUUAGCGGGGAUAUGGGCUGUCAUAUGGAAGAAACGUGUAAGGGGUGCUGCGUUCAGAGAUGCAUAUCUUGCGACUAUGAAUGGUGCUGAUGGAAGGCCGCCCAUGGCUAUGAGGCAGGCGAAUGGUUAUCCCGCAGCUGAAUUGGAGAAUGAAGGUAGUGCCUUCAACGGCUCCGGGAAUAGCAUAGGUCCACAUGCAGCCACAAGUCCGUCGCUCCCAAUGGGUCAGUCUCAAGCUUUGCUGCAACGGGGACAGACUCCGCGACCACCUCCUUCAUACAAUACAGAAUGGAUCAGACGUGCUGCGGAUUCUCAUGUGCAGGAUUUCCCAGAAAGUGUCCGGGAAUCUUCCACUGUCAUGUAGAUGUCGUUUCUCAUAGCGCUAGUGCGUCUGGCAACUAUUUUAGAUGUGAACGACCAG